GUUCGAUAUUUGUGCGGUUCCUGCUGCAGCACUUUGAGCGCUUCAUCUCACUGCAAACAUGGCGCCCGCUUCUCUCGCAGAUUUGAUCGGCAGUGUGCCUGACAGAGAUGGCUGGGGACCUCCGACAGUGGGCGAAACCAUGCUCGACGGUGUUCCAUUUGCUCCAUACUCUAAGGCCGACAAAUUAGGCCGCAUGGCAGACUGGACCGAUGCAAAAGAUCGUGAGCGAGGAGGCCGGCAGCAAUAUAGCAAUCGUAACUAUAGAGAUCAGCAAGUUUAUGGCGCAAACCAAGCGAGCAAUCCUUUCGCAAUCCAAGUUGCUGAGGAGGAAGCCACAUUCUCCGUCGUCGACAACACCAGAACGUCCGCCCGGACCCGAGGUUUCGGAAGAGGGGGAGGAACAGUGUUCCGCGGCCGCGGCGGUCAGCGUGGUGGUCCAGCUCAGCGCGGCGGUCGCGGUACAUUCCAGCGCGUCGGAGGCAAUCGCGGUGGACAAGGAGGCUAUAAUGACCGUGGAGGUGCAAGGGGAGGUCGAGGAGGGAGACGUUUCGGCUGGAGGGAUGAUAAGCCACAGCGUAAUAGAGAUGCCUCCGUCAAUGUUAAGCCUGAUUGGGUCGUUUUGGAAGAGAUUGAUUUUCCCAGACUUAUGAAGCUUAACUUGGAAACUGGAGAAGGCGAUGACCUUGACAGCUAUGGCUUUCUUUACUACUACGACAGAUCGUACGACAAGGCACCGGGCGCGAAGACAUCCGAGAGGAAACUGAAUGUAUUGGAGAGAGCAGCCUACAACGUCACCACAUCUAGCGAUCCUAUCAUACAAGAGCUGGCCGAUAAGGAUGAAGCCACGAUCUUCACCACGGACAACAUUUUGUCGAUGCUAAUGUGCUCUACAAAAUCAGUCUAUUCUUGGGACUUGGUCUUCACGCGGCAAGGAAACAAAGUCUUCAUCGACAAAAGAGAGAAUUCGAACAUCGAUAUGGUCACAGUCAACGAGAACGCUGCUGAUGCACCAUUGGAGCUCUCGGAAGGUAACAAGGAUACCAUGAACAACCCUGGCGCAUUGAUGCUGGAAGCCACGCACAUCAACAACGUUUUUCCUCUCCAGGUCGUCACAGAGUCCCAGACCUCCAAGGUCGACAUGGCGAACGAGCACCCAUUCUAUAAUGAGGAUGUUGAAACGGACCCGCCCGCGUCAAAGGCUUACAAAUACCGCCGCUUUGAUUUGUCCUUAGAGAAGGAUGAGGAGCCGUUACAUAUCAUCGUGCGCACAGAACUCGAUGCUGUUAUGAAGAACACCAUAAAUGGCGAGGACCAGCACAUGACUAUCAAGGCUUUGAAUGAGUUCGACAGCAAAGCUCAAGGCAGCGGCGGAGCCCUCGAUUGGCGCAGCAAACUUGCCAGCCAAAGAGGUGCUGUCCUUGCCACUGAAAUGAAGAACAAUGCCUGCAAGUUGGCUCGCUGGACUACCCAGGCCAUCUUGGCCAAGGCUGACACCAUGAAGCUUGGGUUUGUCUCGCGUGCGAACCCGCGGAACAACAAUGACCAUGUCGUCCUGGGCGUACUGACCAAUAAGCCCCGUGAUUUUGCCAACCAGAUGGCCCUGAACCUAGCCAAUGGCUGGGGUAUCGUCCGGACUAUCUGCGACAUGUGUCUGAAGAUGGAGGAAGGGAAGUAUGUUCUUGUUAAAGACCCUAAUAAGAACAUUCUGCGCUUGUAUUCUGUUCCAGAGAACACCUUCGAAGACGACGGCGAAGAGGCUCCUAUCCCUGAGGAAGAGGUUGAAGAGUAAAAGACUAUCCCAAGCAGUCAUAGUAGAGCCAGGGCAAAGAGUGUGUUGUUACGGAGCAUAGUCAUAGAUCCAAUUUUUCAAGUCACAUACGAUGGCCCUCAAUGGUAUGCUGUAAUCCCGUUCUCUUCACGAGCAGCUCGU
Molecule: messenger RNA, 1930 nt
Organism: Pseudovirgaria hyperparasitica
Lineage: Eukaryota; Fungi; Ascomycota; Dothideomycetes; Acrospermales; Acrospermaceae
Product: eukaryotic translation initiation factor 3 subunit D
Exons: 3
Coding region: 59-1789 (576 amino acids)
Biological process (GO): translational initiation
Cellular component (GO): eukaryotic translation initiation factor 3 complex; cytoplasm
Molecular function (GO): translation initiation factor activity
Source: RefSeq, a predicted model, not a curated record